UUUGUCGGUAUCUUCACAACGUACAAUAAAGCAUAAAUUGGAAAGGCUGAGCAGGGUGUUUAUAAAGCUGUUUUGCAGUUAAGACCACAGGAUAGGCCAGCAGAGCAAGCGUGCGUGCACCCAGGCAACUGCUCUCAUAGCAGAAAAUGAGGCGCAUUAUGUUUAGGAGGCCGCCGGUCAGGAGCAGCGAGGACAAUGCAGACCCAGGCGACGACCCAGCAGGACAGCAGCCGGGCGCAGGAGAGCGGCAAAAUGUAGAGCCUGGUGUGCAUGACGCGACUGAAGCUAUACUGGUUGAGGCAGGAGUUCGCGAGACUGAAAGCGACGACGAUGAUGACGAUGACUAUAACGAUGAGGGCGCUGAGGAGGACGAUGACGGCGACGAUGACAUCAAUGACGAUGAUGAUGGUUUGGAUGGUGAAGACGAGGUUAUCGGCGUGGAGCAGGGUGACUUCGACGACGGGAUGGAGGAGGAGGAUGUCGGGGAAAUUGAGAGCUUUAAUGAGGACCAGGAGGAGGAGGACGACGAGGAUGAGCCGCAUUUGCGGCGCCCGCUGUCCAUUCAGGAAUUCCUGGCGUGGCGUCUGCUGGGUCGACUGCCUGAGAGCUCACGGACCCUCCGGCACGGGCGCGACAUGUACGCCAGCUACGAGGAGGCGGUGCCGCAGUCGCUGACCCGUGGGUCACUCUGGCAGCAGACCAUGCUGGCCACCUCGGCAACCCUGCCGGCGGCUCGCAACGCCGCCGCACACUUUGAUACAAGUCUGGACGUGUCGGCGGACUGCGCCCUACUCGCCUCACGUACGGCACCGUACGGCCGAGAAGUACGACAGCGCCUGCUGCAAGCGGUCCACUUGAACCCGCUCCUCGCCGCACCCGCCGCCUGCAGCCUGCUGGGGCCCCGACAACAGCAACAACAGCAACAGCAGCAACAGCAGCAGCAGCAGCAGCAGCAGCAGCAGCAGCAGCAACAACAACCCGAGCAGCAACCCCAGCAGCAGCCACCCCACCCCUCCACCGCACCCUCAGGGAACCCCAGCAAACCCUCCACCUCACCCUCCUCCCUAACAAACGCCGCCACCCUCCUUAACGCAACCCACCCCGACCCCCGCCCCUCCACCUCCUUCUUCGGCCGCAUGCGCCGCCGCCCCCGAGAGAGUGACGGGGACGGGGACGGGGACGGCGGAGGUGGCGGAGGAGAUGAUGGCGCGUGGGGAGCAGCACUGGAGCCCGCUGCACCCACAGCACCCGCAGCAGCAGCAGCAGCAGGAGUAGGAGUAGGAAUGGGAGGAGCAGGAGGGCCGAGCGCUAGCGCUGCCCCCACCGCCACUGCUGCCCAUCCCUUCCCCUACCCCUACCCCUCCUGCUUUCCCUCCUGCUUCCCCCCCAUCGCCGUCCCCCCGGGUUACCUAAGCGGGUGUGCAGCGGUGUCCGGGCCCCGGCUGCUGCUGCGUCGGGAGCUGGGGGAGGGCGGGGCGGGGCUGGGGGGCGGCAUGGCGGGAGGGGGAGGCGGGGGCGGGGGGUGGAGCGGCGCGCAGAUGCGGCACAUGGCGUGCCACCGGGGCCUGCCGCGCUACCCGCGUGCCGUGGUGGACUGCCUGCCCAGCCGCGCCUACAUCGGGCAGUUCUCGGAGGACGGGAACUUCUUCGUGGCAGCGUUCCAGGACCGGCGGGUGCGGCUGUACGAUGUGGAGCGGGGCUGGCGGCUGCGCAAGGACAUCACCACUCGCAUGUGCAGGUGGACCAUCACCGACACCUCCAUCUCGCCCGACCAGCGCUUCGUCAUCUACUCCUCCAUUGUGCCUGUCGUACACCUGGUGGAGGUGGGCAGUGUGUACGACAGCGUUUCCUCCAUCGCCAACAUUACCCAGAUCCACGAGCCACUUAACUUCGAUGACACCGUCAGCCCGCGUGGGGGGGACUUCAGGCUGGGGCGCAGCUUCGGGAUAUGGUCUGUUCAGUGGUCAGGCGACGGGCGGGAGAUUGUGGCGGGGACCAACGACCAGUCGGUGGUGGUGUUGGAUGUGGAGACCAAGAGGGUAGUGGCGCGGGCGGAGGGACAUGCGGACGAUGUGAAUGCGGUCACCUACGCGGACUGCUGCUCACCCAACAUCAUCGUAAGCGGCAGUGACGACACGAGGAUCAAGGUGUGGGACCGACGCACCAUGCCCGCACCGCCCCCUCCCCCCUCGGACGGAGGCACCUCCUCGCCGCCACAGCUGCCCGUCUCGCGACCCGCGGGUGUGCUGGUGGGCCACACGGAGGGGGUCACGCACCUUCACUCCCGGGGUGAUGGCCGCUUCGUGCUGUCCAACGCCAAGGACCAGACAGCCAAGAUCUGGGACCUCAGAAGCAUGCAGUCCGGUGGCUCCCUGCGCGACCCCGCCCUCGCCUCCCGCCUCUCCUCCCGACAUGUGCCGCAAUUCAACUGGGACUAUAGGUGGCAGGCCUACCCGGCUUCCGGCCGAGUUGUACGGCACCCCCACGACUCCUCCCUCCUCACCCUGCGCGGCCACACCGUGCAACACACCCUCAUCCGCGCCUACUUCAGCCCUGCGCAUACCACCGGGCAGCGCUACGUGUACACGGGCAGUGUGGAGGGGGGCGUGCAUGUGUAUGACACGCUGACGGGGCAGCAAGUGGAGGGCAGUCCGUUCGGCGGGCUACACAGCCGACUGGUGCGGGACGUGAGCUGGCACCCCUUCCUGCCGGAGAUGGCAACCGUGAGCUGGGAUGGCACGGUGGCGCGCUGGGACGCCGCGCCCCCGCCCCCCGGCUCCCGGGCCCCCGUGGCACCACCCCUGGAUGCAUAUCAGGAGGACCUCUUCUGAGGGGGACCGCCUUUUGAGGGGGAGGGGGGAGCAGGAGGGGCAGGAGGGGGGAGCAGGAGGGUUCCGGAGGUCCUGGGCGGGCAGGGUGAGGGGCGCAGGAUGGAGGAGGGGUGUGACUAUCUAAGAGCUUGCAGGAUGUUUGGAACGAGUCCAAAAAGACAAACGCACUGUAGGUCUGUAGCAGUGGCAGUAGAGCAGUAGUAGCAGGUUGGUGGCGGCUGGUGAUGUAAGUGGUGGGAGGUUAACGCAGUUCACCGUCGCGAUGGUGGUGUUGUGGGUGCUGUGACGGGGUAGUGGCCCCGAACAGCGGAGUGUUUGCUGCUUGCCGGAGGAUUAGCGCUAGAUGCUGAUAGGCGCUGCAAGUGUACCGUAUGGUGGAAAUUCGUCUGUACAUGCGUACCGGUAUGUGUGUGUAUACCUGACAUGCGCUCCAUGGGUUGUUGUACACUGUUGUACUUUAUAAGCUGUCUGUAGUACAUGCCGUACGCGGACCUGUAACCCGCUAAAGUCAUGCGCAUUUGCAUGUUUGGGGGGCGUUGUGCUGAUGGAGAAAAUGGAUACUGCAAUCUGCUGCAAUGAGGAUAUUAUUGCCGCCCGGAAUUGUAACGGCACUUGGUCAUUUCCAUGCCCUCCGUUGUGACCCGUGGGUCAGCUGUACGCAAAGACGAUCAAUGUAAACAGUCGCUUCGAA
Messenger RNA from Astrephomene gubernaculifera, 3522 nucleotides. The record is from the annotation of a GenBank genome assembly. NCBI's taxonomy places the organism in Eukaryota, Viridiplantae, Chlorophyta, Chlorophyceae, Chlamydomonadales, Astrephomenaceae.